AUGGUGAAGAUCCGCUCGCCCCGUUCUUCGUCGGUAUUGCGGGCGCUUUUUACCGCAGCCGCGCUCCGUCCUGACCACGCUCGCUUCCUUCAUUUUGUCUCGGGGGGCAGUGCCGGAGGUGGCGGCCCGUCAGCCAGCGCGUCGUCCACGUCCGCGGGAACAGCUGCUGGUGCUGGUGGCGCAGCAUACCCGCUUAAAGGCCCGCUCGAGAUCACCACGCCGACCACGAGCACGACUACACCGGCAAAACUGAACGUCACCGAGUGCACUGCGGACCUCUUCGGCAGCGAGCGAGCCAAGAUCUACUGCGGGAACUGCCGCGCGGUGUCGAAGUGGGCCUAUUCGGCGACCGUGGCCCACACCUGCAACGAUUUUUGUCACUCCUUCGGCCUCCAUUGCACCGACGCCUACGACGAUCUCGCGAACUCGUGCGCCGCCGACGGCCGCAGCCGCGGGUGCGCGUACGAAUUUCGCUUUACGGACGAUGCGAUCUGCCAGUGCGCAACCUGGAAGCAGUUGGAGGAGCGAGAAAAGGAGAAAACCCAUCCCUCCGCCGACCACCUGCACAACGGCGCAGAGCAGCACGGCGGCUUGGAACCCGUGCUGCUGCGGGGGAGCUGGGUCUACCGGGAGUUUUUCGACGCAAACUGCCGCGUUCCGACCACGGUGGAGGCGCGAGGUAGGAUCGACGACACCUGUUUUCCGGAGACCAUGAAGUCCUCGAAGAAGCUCACCACUUGUGGACUCACGCACGCCUGGUACACUUACUACCCCGACACCGUGGACUGCGGCGGAAAAAACGCGGCGACGGCAUCGCGGCACACCGGAAAGGAGGACCUCGGUUGCCGCCGAGCGGCGUACAAUCGCUUCUACUCCGUGACCUGCUACCCCGAAGAAGAGAAUGGUGUGACAGCAAACAGAGGGGAAGUGGGCGGUGGUGCAUCAACUUCCUCGUCGGGUGUGAACACAGGAGGCGGAGGAGCAUCAUCUUCAUCCACUUCCCCAACUUUAGAUUUUGCUUCCUCGACGUCGACAAGCUGUUCAGCGGCCUGCUGCGAGCAGACCAAAAAGAUGGAACAGGAGGCCCUCGAGUCCAAACAAGUCCCGGGCCAUGACGUCAGCAGUGCGGUUAGAACCAGUGGGUUAGCUCGUACCCCGAGCAUUAUGGUAGUUUUUCUUAUUCUUGCGCAUCUCAUCGGAGCCGUGGCAUUCUCGUUUCUUCCCAGCAAGAGCGUCUUGUAGGAUCCAAAUCUAAAAAAGUCGAACCAGUAGUUCUUGUGAUUUCACAUUGUUAUUCUUGUUUCGGUGAAGAAUCGAUCUAGCAGGCAUAAAGAUAAAGGGCGUCUACCCUACGCAUAAUUUUUGUUUUUGGUCUUACCACUUAUUCCCUCAAGUUGAAGUUACCCACUUAAGUGCUCUAGAGAAAAUAAGUACAUUGUGGCUAUGCUAGCUGGCUCCUGCUAUGCAACAUCGCAUUCGCACGAUCGCGUUCGCUAGGGCUAGCCAUGGCCAUGCUAUGAGAAAGUCAUCCACCCAGAACGAAGAAUAAGAAGUACAUGCUGCAGCUCUUUUCAAACAAAUGUACACAAGCGUAAUUGGAUACAGGCAACACUGCGUCAGCAUCUUGGGACGUAGAAAUAUAAAAAAAAAAUGCACUGCUUCAGAUGGUUGGGCAGUAGAUUGCCUGAGCUAACUUCGACCGAGUCCUCGUAAACAUCGUAACUUUGUUCCCCUCAAAGACGAAAAGAAGACACGUCAUGAUGUUUGGUUGGUAAGAUAUGAUCCACUUCCACCGACUAACAAAUCUAUCGUAGCUAGUACCUACAUGAUGACGCAAAACUAAAACACAAACAAUCACGAAGAAGCUUUUCCCUAGUUCUUCAGUCGAACAUGGAACAUCUACAUGUUGCCGCCGUCAUUCGACAUGAUUUCGAUUUUCUGGAUGUGCUCUAAUGAAGACCGGUGUAUGUUUUACCUCCCUACUCGUCCGUAAUACGAACUUUUCACCCAAUUUUUUCAAUAAUGUCGAAAUCUGAAGAGUAACGAGCCUGUAUCUGAACAACAAACGAUGAACCAAACUUUUAUCAUGUUCAAAGCAAAAAAAUGUAGGGCUGAGAAUUUUGCAUCCGCAAGAGUCUUAUUUUCUGUUGAACAACCGUUGAUCUUGAUGUUGACCUAAAUGUGUUGGCUCUCCAGUAGUUAUUGUACACAUUGAAGUAGAAAGAAGUUGUAUUCGGCCUACUUUUGGUUUUCGUGAAUACAAUCUGUAAACAUGUUAUAAAAGUUUUCUUGUUUCAUCGGUCGUCUUUCAAUACUGAACGGUUGUUGACAACAACUCUGUGCCAGUCGUGUAUUGGGUAUAGAUAAAGAUAGGAGGACAAGAUGGACGUGAAAAAAUUGUUGGAGCAGAAGCUGCUCGCGAUCAAUUCGCAGGACAAGUUUCUCGAGGAACUCAAGGACCAGAAAAUUAAGUUUCUCGAGGAACUCAAGGACCAGAAAAUUUCGUUGGGUAACCAACGAGUCGCGGUGAUCGACGAGCUGUUGAAGGUAGAGUUGCAGCAAACUACUACAACCCAG
This is a messenger RNA of Amoebophrya sp. A120, 2577 nucleotides long. The record is from the annotation of a GenBank genome assembly. Lineage: Eukaryota; Dinophyceae; Syndiniales; Amoebophryaceae.